This is a messenger RNA of Nothoprocta perdicaria, 1784 nucleotides long. RefSeq names its product Tax1 binding protein 3 (gene TAX1BP3). The transcript is spliced from 4 exons. Bases 19 to 393 code for a protein of 124 amino acids. Gene Ontology annotation, cellular component: postsynaptic membrane; postsynaptic density; adherens junction. Gene Ontology annotation, biological process: neurotransmitter receptor transport postsynaptic membrane to endosome; neurotransmitter receptor transport, endosome to postsynaptic membrane. The record is from RefSeq and is a predicted model, not a curated record. Lineage: Eukaryota; Metazoa; Chordata; Aves; Tinamiformes; Tinamidae. Gene Ontology annotation, molecular function: protein binding.
GCGGGUGGCGGAGCCGCCAUGUCCUACGUGCCGGGGCAGCCGGUCACCGCCGUGGUGCAAAGAAUUGAAAUACAUAAACUCCGCCAGGGUGACAACCUGAUCCUAGGAUUCAGCAUUGGAGGCGGCAUUGACCAGGACCCCACUCAGAAUCCCUUCUCCGAGGACAAGACCGACAAGGGUAUUUAUGUGACGAGGGUGACUGAAGGAGGCCCAGCAGAAGUGGCGGGGCUGCAGAUCGGUGACAAGAUCAUGCAGGUGAACGGCUGGGACAUGACGAUGGUGACGCACGACCAGGCCAGGAAGAGGCUGACAAAAAGAAACGAAGAGGUGGUGCGGCUGCUCGUGACCAGGCAGUCUCUGCAGAAGGCCGUGCAGCAGUCGAUGAUGUCCUAAGCAAGCGUGAGGUUUGGGAAGGGCUGGGGAGGGAGAGAUACAGACUGGAUCUCAAGCAAGGAAGCAACUACUAGACCCGAACAGGCUGUCUGGAAGGAGUGUAUGUUCCUACCUGUGGUAAACACUGUUUUUUUCUUUUUUUCUUCUGGUGUCACUGACAGUAGUAAAACUCUACUCCCCUCAGCAGGGUGCUUCUCUGAAGUCUUCCUUGCAGGUCCUUGGAAGACCCUACAUAGGCCACGGUUCCAGGAGGACAGGACAAAUACUGAUUAUUUAAGGAAGUAACUACUAAUUAUUUAAGGAGCCCUAACUUUGACACAGAAGCUUCCUAUUACAAAAGGAAGUGAGGCUCCUACCAGGGAAGGUAAGAGAGGUUGCUGUGGUCAGGCCUCUAGCUGUGAGUUGUCCUGUCCUCCUGUGCUGGGAAAUUAAAAUGCCCCUGGGGUUGCACGCUGCUGUGGGGAGGAGCACUGCACUAAUCUCACCCUGUGCGAGCUGGACAGUGCGCUGACAGGUUUGGGCAUUCUGGUUUACAGCAGAGGUUCCCUGUAUGGAGCAACUUGCUCAGGCAAGAGACAACUGAGUGAUACAGAAGAGUUCGGUUAGUACCUGUGAAGUGCACUAAAGUCUCCUAGACACUCCAAUUCAUCUUUGCUGUCUGAGUGAAACCUUUAUUCUCCUUGCUCCUUAGUAAUUCUUAACAGCAAAGGAAUCAAGAUUAAAAGGCAGGAGUUCAGAGCAAUGUGAGCAGGUAGAGAAAAUACUGCUGCUGGACUCAGCAAAAGGGCUGCUCCUCUCUGUAGCCUGCCUUUCUUUAUACCAUUUCUGUCAGGCACCAGCUGGUGGGGAUGAAUUUUGGGUUGUGUCUUGUACAAGGCUUUCCUUAAAUUCCUGAUUUAUUGGAUGGAAGAGAUGAAUAUGCCAGUAAUUUGCAUAAGUGCCUCUUGACCAAAUUUAAGCUUCUAGUAAGCUACUAAGUUGUUGAGAUCAAUUACGUGCUACAGGAUUUAAGAUUCUUGCUGCAAAACUUAAGUUAAUUAUCUAGCAUCCUCUGUGGCUGGUUAACCAGCUAGCUUUACAGUUAUCUGAAAACUGGAGUUCUUAAUCCACCUCAGUUGAUUUAUACAUAUCUAUACUUUCCUUCUGCAGUUUUCAGGUAGGCUGUUGUAAAUAGAGCACGAGGAGAUGGCAGACUAACUUAUUCAGUACAUUACUGCUGUGCCAUAUAGGUCUAUUGUGAUUAAUGCAUCUCAGACUGUUCUGUACACACCAACAGAUGCCUCUUUACCAUUUUUGUAUCUAUUGAAUUAUUACAAUCCUGCUUUUGAAUUUUGUAUCAAUUGAUGAUUCAGUGGUAAUUUUUAAGGCUUUCAAACUGAAGUUAUUUUUGU